AUGCUUUCCAGGUUAAGAAUUAAGCGCGAUUUUAAAUAUUUUAUUAGAUGUCUAUCAGAAAAACCCCCAGACCAUGAUACUAAGAUCCCAGAAAUUAAAAGUAAGGAACAGAAACAAGAAGAUUCAAAAUCUGAAUCAAGCACUGAAAAGAUUCAAGCUCUCUUAAAAAGUAUGUUAGCUGAACCUAAAAUAACUGAGAGCGAAUACAGAAAAAAGUUUACUACAGCACCUGAUAGACCAAAGAAACCAAAACGAGAUGUAGUAGAAGUAAAAAUGGCAAAAAUAGAGGAAAAUAUCACAAAGGCAGCGAGUGAGGUGGCAGAGGCUAUAGGUGGAAAUAUUAAGCAAACAGAAGCAGAACUUUUGUCUAAAGUUUUAGGCAAAAUUAAUCAAACUUCUACAUCUCUCAGUGACCUAAUAGUAGGAAUGAAAGUGGAUAGGACAAAGGACACUGAAGAAUCCCCUAGAGAGACUAGAGGUCAACAGGUAAAGCGAAUGAUGAGCAUAUCUAAACAAGAUCCCGAGAAGACUAGGUACAGCCAAAGGAAGCAACAGACUACGGAAAAGAAAAGAAGCUUAACUCAAGCAACAACAGUCAAUGUAUUUAGUGGGCAACCACUUGGCAUAUUCCAAGCUAAAGAAACAAACUAUGGGACAAAGCUUGAUGUGUGGGAGCAUCUUAGCCAGAGAGAAGUAACAUUAGCUACUUCUCAACCACCUGCUAAUUAUUUCCAAAAAAUGAUUCUCUGGACGGAACAAGGCAAGGUGUGGAAGUUCCCAAUCGAUAAUGAACAGGGGAUAGAAGAGGAACAAAAUGUUCACUUCUCAGAACACAUCUUCCUAGACUCCCACUUAGAAGGUUGGUGUCCAACCAAAGGGCCAAUUCGACACUUCAUGGAGCUUGUAUGUGUUGGACUUUCCAAAAAUGCUUUUUACACUGUGAAGGAAAAACAAGACCAUAUCAUGUGGUAUAAAGAAUAUUUCGAAUCUAAGAAGGACCUUCUCAAGGAAAUAGGUGUGUGGGAAAUACAAUCAAAUGAGGGAAAAAAUGAAAUUUCACCA
Messenger RNA from Brenthis ino (lesser marbled fritillary), 1062 nucleotides. Lineage: Eukaryota; Metazoa; Arthropoda; Insecta; Lepidoptera; Nymphalidae. The record is from the annotation of a GenBank genome assembly.